Messenger RNA from Cucurbita pepo subsp. pepo (vegetable marrow), 2819 nucleotides. RefSeq names its product auxin response factor 18. Gene Ontology annotation, cellular component: nucleus. Lineage: Eukaryota; Viridiplantae; Streptophyta; Magnoliopsida; Cucurbitales; Cucurbitaceae. Gene Ontology annotation, molecular function: DNA binding. Gene Ontology annotation, biological process: regulation of DNA-templated transcription; response to hormone. The record is from RefSeq and is a predicted model, not a curated record.
GAAACAGAGUGCUCCAAAGAGCUCUCUCCCCAUCUCAGAGAGAGAGAGAGAGAGAGAGAGAGAGAGACGGCGACAGCACUUGCAGGCAGAGAUGGACAGACAACAGAGGCGUCUGAGAAAGCCAUUUUUUGGGGAUUUGGUAACGUUAAGUCAGCUCCCUUAAUACAGAAGAGAGAGAGAGAGAGGGAGAGAGGGAGAGGCACAGGCAAUGAAAUUAAAGACACCAACAAAAUUUGCCCCCAGAACAACCCUUUCCCUCAAACAAAAUAACAACCUGAUUUGUAACCGAAGCACUGCAGAUAAUAAUAAUCACACCCACACUCUGUUACACUCCUUAAACAAACAACUUCUACUCCUAAUUAUCAUUGCUUGCAUAACCGCUCUGUUUUCUUACCUUUUUUCUUCUUUUCCUCUCUCUCUCUCGCUUUCUUUCUUCUGGGUUUUGUCCUUUGAUCGGUAAAUGGGGUAGCCAGAUUCUGGUCUAUUUUCAUUUGUUCUUGUUCUUGUUGUUUUCUAUUACCCAUUUGAAUUGAAUGACGCUUUCGGAGCAGAAUCCGGCGGAGUUUCGCAAAGGUUUGGAAGGUGAGGGUCUGUUUGAGGAGCUAUGGAAGGCUUGUGCAGGGCCUCUUGUUGAAGUUCCUUUCAAUGGAGAAAGGGUUUUUUACUUUCCUCAAGGGCAUAUGGAACAACUGGAAGAGUCAACAAAUCAUGAACUCAAUCACCAAAUCCCUCAUUUUGAUCUUCCUUCUAAGAUCCUCUGUCGUGUCGUGAACAUUCGUUUGUUGGCUGAAAAGGAAACGGAUGAGGUCUAUGCUCAAAUCACUUUACAACCAGAAGCUGAUCAAAGUGAGCCGCAAUGCCCUGAUCCAGAGCCGCCUGAGCGGACAAGGCCAACUGUUCAUUCUUUUUGUAAGAUUUUGACAGCUUCUGAUACUAGCACUCAUGGAGGUUUCUCUGUUCUUAAAAAACAUGCCACUGAAUGCCUUCCUCCCCUUGAUAUGAGUCAGUCCACCCCAACUCAGGAGCUAGCUGCCAAGGAUCUUCAUGGACAUGAGUGGAAAUUUAAGCAUAUUUUCAGAGGUCAACCACGAAGGCAUUUGCUAACGACAGGGUGGAGUACGUUUGUCGUAUCGAAACGACUCGUUGCUGGGGAUGCCUUUGUGUUCUUAAGGGGUGACAAUGGGGAACUAAGAGUCGGGGUACGACGACAGGCUCGACAGCAGAGUUUGAUGCCUUCCUCUGUGAUAUCUAGCCAUAGUAUGCAUCUUGGAGUUCUUGCUACUGCUUCUCAUGCUGUUCGUACGCAGACGUUUUUCGUUGUGUAUUACAAGCCGAGAACUAGCCAAUUCAUCAUCGGCUUAAACAAAUACUUGGAAACGAUCAAGAACAGAUAUGAAGUCGGGAUGCGGUUUAAGAUGAGAUUCGAAGGAGAGGAAUCACCGGAGAGAAGGUUCACUGGUACUAUUGUUGGUGUUGGAGACAUAUCACCAAUUUGGUCUGAUUCUAAAUGGCGAUCACUGAAGAUCCAAUGGGAUGAAGCUGCUGCAAUCCAGAGGCCCGAGCGAGUUUCUCCGUGGGAAAUCGAACCGUUUGUACCGUCUGCGUCCUUAAACUUCACUCAUCCAUCCAUAAAGAGUAAGAGGGCUCGACCCGUCGAGGUUCCUCCUCCUGAAAACACUUCUAGCUCGACUCCUACGGGUUUUUGGCUUCACGGAUCGACGAUUCCUCACGAGAUACCCCAACUAAGUGGUGCUAAUGAUGUUCCGAGCAGCGGUAACCAGGUUGUUUGGUCUCUCUGGCAGCAAACGCUCGAUGUCAAUGUCGAUAGCAGUCGAAGCCACUGCAAUCCAAUGGCACAUGUUGAAGGCAUUUGGCCUUCUCCUCCUCCUCCACUCUGUAAUAACUCCCUGAAGCCUCUUCCCUCCCCUUAUUCUCCAUCCAGUACUUCAAAGCCUAGCAGUGAGCUCAUUGAGCACGAUCAAUCGGAGAAAGGGAAUAAACCCGACAUCUCUCUCGGCUGCCGAAUAUUCGGGAUCGAUUUGAAAAAGAACUCUAGCAUUGUCCCUUCCUUGGAGAAGAAAUCGUGUUGCCAAACUACGGUGGCCACCGACAUUGCCAAGGAUCCAGUACCGAUAGCUGCUGUGACAUCUCAAGCCGAUGCAGGAAAGGAGCAGCAGCAAGUUGCAUCAGAGCUGUCGAUGAAAGGAACACAGACGAAUCACAUUCCGAAUUCAUCGUCGAGAACACGUACAAAGGUACAAAUGCAAGGAGUUGCUGUCGGUCGAGCAGUUGACUUAACGACACUGAAAGGGUACGAAGAUCUCAUAGACGAACUCGAGAACGUGUUCGAAAUAAAAGGAGAACUUCGCGAAAUGAACAAGUGGUCUAUCGUUUUCACCGACGAUGAAUACGACAUGAUGCUCGUGGGGGAUGAUCCAUGGCCAGAAUUCUGCCAGAUGGUGAAGAGGAUCUUUAUAUACUCGAGCGAAGAAGUUAAGACGAUGAGUAGCAACAGCAAGCUCGUUUCGCCACCAUCCUUAGAUAGCUUGGAUUCAGAGCGCAAGACAGAAUCCUAAAUAUUAGCAGCUUAGCAAGUAAGUAGUGUAGUAAUUUAGCCUCUUUUAUAGAACAUUUCGAUGAAAACUAGGAAUUUCUGGAACUGCUUUUGUUGGUAAAGGAGCUGAAACUGCUUCUUUUCUGCAGUUUGAAACAAUCCAGCUACAUUCCUUGUGUAUAAAGUUCUUACUGUUCUAUCCACUGCUUCAAAUGUUCUUCCCAUGUUCUUGAAAAUCUUCGAAGAAUUUGAUGAUGUUUUGAAA